AUGCGCAGUGGGUUAAGCCUUGGUCCACUGCUAGUGGCGUUGCUAGUGGGUCACCUGGCGGCUCCAGUGGCGCCUGCUAACCUGCUGACCAGCUAUCUGCCCGCCUCCAUGCAGGCCUUGGCCUACUACAUCGAUCUGCUGCAGUACGAACCUUUAUCGAGCACCACCGUGGAGCCCCCCUUCAAUGCCGAUGAUGGAGGAGUCAUGGAGUCCACGACAGGAAUUCCGCAAAGGUCUACAGCAGCACCAACGAGAAUAAGGACUACCACACGAAAACCUAGUGGGGGAGCAGGAGGAUCCGGAUGGUGGCAGCCGCCCAGUUGGUGGGAGACACCACAGAGAACCUCAACCACCCAGAAACCCACAUCGCCACCUACAAGGCCACACCGGCCGGCAAUUUUCUCUCCAGCUCGUAAAGCGGAAACGGAAAGAGUGCUGGAGGGUUAUGCUCUCUUCGAGGAGAUUGGAGAUGAUGUGGACUUUGAUAAGCUGCCCUUGUCACUAAUCCGUGACAUACAAAGCGAACACGAUGACUUUACCAACGAUGUCGAAUCGCUGGAUAACUUUCUGCGACUCUACGACGAUAACUACGGAAGGGCCGCCUUUGACUUUGAGUCCGCCAUGGAUCGAUGGAGCACUGCUUCUAUAGCGGGCAAGAAGAGGGUGCCACCCACCAAGCCCUACGUUGACUUUCUGCUGGUCUAUGAUCUGCUCAAGCGAGACGCCAAAGCGGCAAAUCUCAGCAAGUACGAGGGUUACUCCGAGGAUCUACUGGAGCAGCUCCAUGAACUGUCGCAGGCUUCUUCGGCCAGACAAUUGCACACACUCUUCCAAAGAAUGCUGGACCGUGGCGAUGUCCAGCGAAGUGAUGUGGUGGCUCGUGUCCAGGGUAUCGUCAAGGAUCUGGGCAAUCCCAAAAGCGCAACAGCCAAGGCUUUGGCCUUUAUACCCAGCAUGCAAUUUCUACCCUAA
Messenger RNA from Drosophila serrata, 972 nucleotides. It is a transcript of the gene ImpE3, whose product is annotated as Ecdysone-inducible gene E3. Lineage: Eukaryota; Metazoa; Arthropoda; Insecta; Diptera; Drosophilidae. The record is from RefSeq and is a predicted model, not a curated record.